Maniola jurtina (meadow brown) is the source of this 1714-nucleotide messenger RNA. It is a transcript of the gene Tom40, whose product is annotated as mitochondrial import receptor subunit TOM40 homolog 1. Gene Ontology annotation, biological process: protein import into mitochondrial matrix. The record is from RefSeq and is a predicted model, not a curated record. Gene Ontology annotation, cellular component: mitochondrial outer membrane translocase complex; mitochondrial outer membrane. The transcript has 8 exons. Gene Ontology annotation, molecular function: transmembrane protein transporter activity. The coding region runs from base 100 to 1047 and encodes 315 amino acids. NCBI's taxonomy places the organism in Eukaryota, Metazoa, Arthropoda, Insecta, Lepidoptera, Nymphalidae.
CAAACCGAUUGUCUUUUUUUCUGCCGAUUUGUGUUUCCCUGCACAUGUUAAAUCGAUUACUGUAGAUUUUAGGAAAAGUAAAGCAAAUCCUUAAACGCAAUGGGCGCUAUAGCGAGCAGAUACCGUGUCUCGAACUCUGGGCUUACAAGCACCGACAUACAGAACAUAGAAAAUGCUAAUAAACGUGAAAAUCCAGGAACGUUGGAUGAAUUGCACAAAAAGACUAAAGAUGUUAUGCCGGUUAAUUUUGAAGGAGGCAAGCUGAUGGUCAAUAAAGGAAUAUCUAAUCAUUUUCAAAUGUCACAUACCCUCACAAUGAGCUCAAUGCAGAAUGGCUACAAGUUGGGUGCAACAUACAUUGGCACUAAACAGAUCUCCCCCACCGAGGCCUUCCCCGUUGUCCUGGGGGAUGUGGACCCGUCAGGCAAUGUCAACUUCAACCUCAUACACCAGCUCACUCCGGAGAUCAGAAUCAAGGGUGCUGCACAAGUGCAAGAAUGCAAGCUGUCAGCGACCCAAGGAACUCUAGAAUACAAAGGCUCAGACUACACACUAGCACUAGCGGUGGGCAAGCCCGACUGCAGUGACAAAUCUUCAGUGCUUGUUGGACAUUAUUUACAGUCAGUAACCAAGCGUUUAGCGCUGGGAGCAGAACUGGUGUACCAGUCGAGUGCGAGGAUCUCUGGCGGAGAGAUCGCCAUCGCCUCUGCCGCCGCCAGAUACACCAUGGAUGAUUCUGAAAUAUCAGCGACAGUGGGAGCGGCCAGUUUUCACGUCUGCUACUUCAAGCAGGCCAGUGAACAAUUACAGGUGGUAGCAGAAAUGGACACAUCCUUCAGAGGCAUGGAGUCGGUGGGCACCAUUGGUUACCAAGUCACUAUACCAAAGGCAGACCUCGUUUUUAGAGGCAUGGCAGACUCAAAUUGGAACAUUGGCGCAGUGCUGGAAAAGAAGCUGCAACCUCUACCAUUCUCCUUUGCCCUGUCAGGCAUGGCCAACCAGGCCAAGCAGCAGUUCAAGUUUGGCUGCGGACUCAUCAUCGGCUAGUGUGUAGUGCAGUGUGUUAGUGUUACAGUGUUUAGUGAUACGGGAUGGUUCUUAAGAAAGUGUAAAACGCCCAUGCUUUGCUUGGAAGAAAUUCUUAUAUCUCGAGGAACCCAAAAAUCCUGUACCUAACAUGUAUUUUAUCUUAAGGUAACCAAAAAUUCAUGGAUAUAUCUUGAAAAUGACAGAUUUGCAUUGAAAAUGUAAUUUGCUCAUGUUUUGCUCCAAAGAAUUUCCGACAUCGCUUGGGGGAAUCCUAAAACCGUGAAAUGUGUAUUUUUUGUAGGUCACCAAAAAACUCAUGGAUACAACUGCAUUGUAUUGUUCAGUGCUGAAAGUCCUGAUCAAUUUCCAUAAAUCAUAUAAUGGUAAAGGUUUUUCUUGGCAUAAUAAUGUGCCAAGUUUCAUGUCCUGCAUUUAACUUCCACAGAAAUAUUGAUGAGUGACUACGCUUGAGUAUUUAAAAUCCUCCAUGUAUGCAUCACUGCACAAUAAUUUUAGUUUAUAAUGAAUGAUGUGAGUGAGUCCCUAUAGUAAUUUGUAUUUUGGAUUUAACAUCUCUGUUAUAAUACGAGGUGUAACCAGAACGCUAGCAAAAAUGAAGACAGGUGUUAGUAGGUGAUUGCUGAUCUAUACUAAUAUUAUAAAGAGGAAUAUUAUAGAGAAGAAG